Solanum stenotomum is the source of this 1261-nucleotide messenger RNA. RefSeq lists its product as uncharacterized. The transcript has a single exon. Bases 197 to 952 code for a protein of 251 amino acids. The record is from RefSeq and is a predicted model, not a curated record. NCBI's taxonomy places the organism in Eukaryota, Viridiplantae, Streptophyta, Magnoliopsida, Solanales, Solanaceae.
GUAUGUUCUACUAUUAUCUUCGUCUCCAAGUCUCCAUUAAUUCCUCUUUAGCCUCCUUCUCACGCUUCUCUCGUUACUCAUCAUUUUCUCUGCUUUAACCAUACUACUAGGGGAGUACUAUUUAACAUUUUCUUCUAAUCUCUAUGAUCUACGUACCAUUUUGUUUAACUUAUUUGCUUUAAAAGUUCCACUUGCAAUGGCGAUUGAGCUGUGUUCAUCUGACGAGUCUAGUGUGGGCAUAAUGAGUCCAGCUCGGAUCUCCUUUUCUCAUGAUGUUUCACAAACAGGCUCUGUUCCUAUUGAACAAUAUAUUCGAUCAACUUCACCUUCCUCCAGCAUUGAUUUUGAUUUUUGUGUAUUUCGUGAGAGCUUAGAUCUAGAAUCUUCUUCUGCUGAUGAGCUUUUCUUUGACGGAAAGAUUCUUCCAAUUGAAAUCAAGAGAAGAAUUUCCUCUAUUCCGCCUAGAAAAACAGAGCAGCAACAACAAUUACCACCGCCACAUCCUCUGCCUCCGUGUAAUACUAGUGGCAAAACGUCGAAUAAUGAAUAUGCAAUCCAAAAUAACAAAACAGGGGUUCUCGAAUCAUCGGAUGAGAAACAGAAUCCCAAUUCCAAGUCGUUUUGGAGAUUCAAAAGAAGUAGUAGUUGUGGGAGCGGGUAUGCAAGAACUUUAUGUCCAUUGCCACUUUUAUCUAGAAGCAAUUCAACUGGUUCAUCUCCAAGUGUGAAGCGCAAUUCAACAUUAUCAAAGGAUAAUUUAAAGCAUCAUUCUCAAAGACACUUAUCAAAAUCAAUGUCUUCUAAUGGUUCAAACAGUCAAAAACCUCCAUUGAAGAAGGCACCAUACAACAAUGGAGUCAAAUUCAGUCCAGUACUAAAUGUUCCUCCAGCAAAUUUGUUUGGAUUAAGCACUUUUUUUUCAAGUGGCAAGGAAAAGAACAAGAAGAAGUAAUUAAUUAAUAAAUAAGUAGCAUUUGCUUUAUUAGUUUCCAAAAUUAGUAAGGUGUGAUUAAGUUAUUUUUGCUCACUUUUUCCAUUAACAUGAUUGAGAUUUGAGAAGAAAAAGUGAAGAAAAAAGAUAACUGGGGCCAAAAGCAUGGAGCAUAAUUCAUUCCAUGCCACAUGCUUUUUUUUAAAGAAGAAACAGGUAACAUUUGCUAUCAGAUGGCAGAGAGGAGAGGGCCUGUCCCAUUAUGCUUUUAUUUGUUUUUGUGUUUUGAUUUGCCUUACACAUGUAUGUAACUAUAUGUGAUUUCAAUUU